Messenger RNA from Passer domesticus (house sparrow), 8853 nucleotides. It is a transcript of the gene ARHGAP39, whose product is annotated as Rho GTPase activating protein 39. The record is from RefSeq and is a predicted model, not a curated record. Lineage: Eukaryota; Metazoa; Chordata; Aves; Passeriformes; Passeridae. Bases 16 to 3360 code for a protein of 1114 amino acids. The transcript is spliced from 11 exons. Gene Ontology annotation, biological process: signal transduction. Gene Ontology annotation, molecular function: protein binding; GTPase activator activity. Gene Ontology annotation, cellular component: cytoskeleton; cytoplasm.
UGCCGGCAGCCCGGGAUGGAUCCCAUGGGAUGCGGGAGGUGUUUUCAUGGAGGUGGAAGGCUGGAAUGGGUGGAAAUCAUCGAGCCUCGGACCCGGGAGCGCAUGUACGCCAACCUCAUCACGGGGGAGUGCGUGUGGGACCCGCCCGCCGGGGUGCGGAUCAAACGCACCAAUGAGAACCAGUGGUGGGAGCUCUUCGACCCCAACACCUCCCGCUUCUACUACUACAAUGCCACCACGCAGAGGACGGUGUGGCACCGUCCCCAGAACUGCGACAUCAUCCCGCUGGCCAAGCUGCAGACGCUGAAGCAGAACACGGAGUCGCCGCGGGCUUCCACGGAAAACAGCCCCGGCAGGAGCAGCAAUGUCAGCAGGGAGGGGAGCACCAGCUCGUCCUUGGAGCAGGAGCUGGAGGGCAACGAGAAGGUGCAGGAGCAGCGCUCGAGCCGCCAGUCCAGCCAGUAUUCCGUGGUGAAGGAGGAAACGGAAAGCUCGUCGCCUUCCGGGGUGUUCGAGAAGGAAUACGACAUUUAUCGGGAUUACAGCGCGGAAGGACAACUCCUGCACUACAGGACCUCAUCCCUCCGAUGGAACGCCGGCACCAAGGAGCGGAUGCUGAUCAAGGUGACGGAUCGGGAGCCCAGCUUCCUCCUCCACCAAGGCAACGGCUACGCCCCGGAAAACCAACCCGGCUCCCGCUCCCGCCGGCCCUCAGGCGGCCAGCAGUCGCCCAACCUCCAAACCUUCUCCUCAGACGCCGACAACUCCGUCUUCUUCCCGGAGAGGAAGCAGUCGCCCUUCCUGAAGAGGGCCGAGCACGUGGGCAGCUGCUCGCCGCUGCUGGGCCGGGGCGAUUCCUUCUGCUCGCCGCUCCAAGCGCAGCACCGCAAACAUUCCAGCGAAUCGCAGCCUUCGUCGCCCCGCUACGCCUACGAGCCCCCGCUGUACGAGGAGCCCCCCAUGGAAUACCAGGCUCCCAUCUACGACGAGCCGCCCGUGGACAUGCAGUACGAAGCCAGCGGCAGCUACAAGGCCGGCUCGCCGCAGAAAUCGCCCAUCCGCAAGCCUCACCCUUUCCUCCAGUCGCCCAAGCAAGGCUCCAACUCGCCCUACCAGCAGUUGGUGCUCACCAAGCAGAAGUGUCCCGACCGCUUCAUGAGCCUGGAAUACAGCCCGGCCGGCAAGGAGUACGUGCGGCAGUUGGUCUACGUGGAGCAGUCGGGCUCCAGCCCCAAGAUGAAGACGGGCUUGAGGCACAAAUAUUCCCCCAACCCCAUCGGCGGCUCCUACUCGCUGCAGCACAGCCCCUGCCUGGUGCGGGACCAGCGCCUGGAGAUCAAAUCGGGCGACUACAGCAGCAUGGAGGGACCCGACUUCUGCCCCGGCCCCGCGGGGGCCCAGGUGGCCCAGGGCGAGGACUCCAUGUCGUGGUCCAGCCAGCAGGACACCUUGUCCUCCACCGGUUACUCGCCCUCCACCAGGAAGAGGAAAAGCCGGAAGCCUUCGGUGAACCACGACACCAACGCCUCCUCCACGGACGGCUCGGGGGAGCGGGAAGUGUUGGGAGAGCUGGGUGAGGAGCGCGCCGCGCCGGGGCCCAACAGGUCGCCGAUGAACCGGACGGAGAGCAAGGCGGCCGAGGCGGAGGCGGCGCGGGGCUUCCCGGAGCCGUUCCUGGCGCAGGCGCGGCUGGCGUGGGAAGCGCAGCAGGCUCACUACCACAUGAAGCAACGGAGCAGCUGGGAUUCCCAAAAGGACGGUUCGGGCUACGAGAGCGACGGGGCCCUCCCGCUGCCCAUGCCGGGCCCGGUGGUGCGAGCCUUCAGCGAGGACGAGGCGUUGGCACAGCAGGAGAACAAGCACUGGAAGAGGAACACCUUUGAGAAGCUGGGCUUCCCCCAGAUCCUGCUGGAGAAGAGCGUCUCCGUCCAGACCAACCUGGCCUCCCCCGAGCCCUACCUGCAUCCAUCUCAGUCCGAGGACCUCGGCGCCUGCGCGCAGUUCGAGAGCAGCCGGCAGACGCGGAACAUGAUGCCGAGCGCCAGCUGCGUCUUCCCCACCUUCAACCUGCGCAAGCCCUCCUCGGAGACGGACAUUGAGAACUGGGCCUCCAAGCACUUCAACAAGCACACCCAAGGGCUCUUCCGCCGCAAGGUCUCCAUCGCCAACAUGCUGGCCUGGAGCAGCGAAUCCAUCAAGAAACCCAUGAUCAUGACCAACGACCGCAACGUCAAGAAGGAGGCGUGCGAGAUCUUCAAGCUCAUCCAGAUGUACAUGGGCGACCGGCGGGCCAAGACGGACCAGCUCAACGUGGCCUUGGAGAUCGCCACCAAAGGUUGGAGCAUGCAGGGGCUGCGAGACGAGCUCUACAUCCAGCUGUGCCGGCAGACCACCGAGAACUUCCGUUACGAGAGCCUGGCGCGCGGCUGGGAGCUCAUGGCCAUUUGUCUGGCCUUUUUCCCACCCACUCCCAAAUUCCAUUCCUACCUUGAAGGAUACAUUUACCGGCACAUGGAUCCGGUGAAUGACACCAAAGUCUCGCGGCACCUGCGGCACCUCCUGGCCAGGACCAAUCAGAAGAAACCCAAAUUGCGCAAGAAACCCAAGCCCCAGAGCGAGGAGAUCCCGGGGGUGGCCAUCAGCACUUAUGCCAAGUACUGCUACAACAAACUGCAGAAGGCGGCGCUGACCGGGGCCAAGAAGGGCCUGAAGAAGCCGAACAUCGAGGAGAUCCGUCACGCCAAGAACGCCGUCUUCAACCCAUCCAUGUUCGGCAGCUCCCUGCAGGACAUCGUGGCCAUGCAGAAGGAGCGGUACCCGGACCGGCAGCUGCCCUGGGUGCAGACCCGGCUCUCCGAGGAGGUCCUGGCGCUCAACGGGGACCAGACCGAGGGCAUCUUCAGGGUCCCCGGUGACAUCGACGAGGUCAACGCCCUCAAGCUGCAGGUGGACCAAUGGAAGAUCCCCACCGGCUUGGAGGACCCGCACGUUCCCGCGUCACUGCUGAAGCUGUGGUACCGCGAGCUGGAGGAGCCGCUGAUCCCGCACGACUUCUACGAGCAGUGCAUCUCCCACUACGAGAACCCCGAGGCCGCCGUCGCCGUCGUCCACUCCCUGCCCCGGAUCAACAAGAUGGUGCUGUGCUACCUCAUCCGCUUCCUCCAGGUCUUCGUGCAGCCGGCCAACGUGGCCGUCACCAAGAUGGACGUCAAUAACCUGGCCAUGGUGAUGGCCCCCAACUGCCUGCGCUGCCAAUCGGACGACCCGCGGAUCAUCUUCGAGAACACGCGCAAGGAGAUGUCCUUCAUCCGUGUCCUCAUCCAGCACCUGGACACCAGCUUCAUGGAGGGCGUCCUAUAGCGGCUGCCACCGCGCCGUCCCCACCCCGCCACCGGCCCCCUGUCCCCUCCGAGGGUCAAAGUCCCCAGGUGGUGGCACCUAUCUCCACCAAGAAACAGGAGAUCCGUGAGGUUCUCCACCACGUGGUGAGCACCAUGUCCACCAAGAACCGGGAGGUCUGUGAGGUUCUCCAAAUUCACCAUGUGGCGAGUUCCAUCAUCACCAAGAACAGGUCUGUGAGGUUCUCCACCACGUGGUGAGCUCCAUCUCCAAGAACCGGGAGGUCUGUGAGGUUCUCCAAAUUCAUCAUGUGGUGAGUUGCAUCUCCACCUAGAACCAGGAGUUCCAUGCGGUUCUCCACCACGUGGUGAGCUCCAUCUCCAUCAAGAACCGGGAGGUCUGUGAGGUUCUCCAAAUUCAUCACGUGGUGAGCUCCAUCUCCACCUAGAACCAGGAGUUCCAUGUGGUUCCCCACCACGUGGUGAGCUCCAUCUCCAAGAACCAGGAGGUCUGUGAAGUUCUUCACCAUGCGGGAAGCUCCAUCAUCACCAAGAACCGAGAGGUCUGUGAGGUUCUCCACCACGUGGUGAGCUCCAUCUCUGCCAAGAACCAAGAGGUCCGUGAGGUUCUCCAAUCUCACCACGUGGUGAGCUCCAUCAUCACCAGGAACCUGGAGGUCUGUGAGGUUCUUCACCACGUGGUGAGCUCCAUCUCCACCAAGAACCGGGAGAUCUGUGAGGUUCUCCAAAUUCCACCACGUGGUGAGUUCCAUCAUCACCAAGAACAGGUCUGUGAGGUUCUUCACCAUGUGGGGAGCUCCAUCUCCACCAAGAAACAGGAGAUCCAUGUGGUUCUCCAUCACGUGGUGAGCUCCAUCUCCGCCAAGAACCGGGAGGUCUGUGAGGUUCUUCACCAUGUGGGGAGCUCCAUCUUCACCAAGAACCAGGUCUGUGAGGUUCUCCAACUUCACCACGUGGUGAGCUCCAUCUCCACCAAGAACCAGGAGUUCCGUGAGGUUCUCCAACCUCACCACGUGGUGAUCUCCAUCUCUAGCUGGACCUCAUGGAUGGAGGGCAUCCAGGGAUUGUCUCCGUCCUUUCCCGCCCGGACAAGGAGAAGUCCUUGAGGUCCAUCCCGACCUUCUGGCUGUGUCACUGCCUGGUUCUUCGCUGGGGGAGUCACGAGGAACAUCCUGGCUCUGUGGGGUCUCCACGGGGUUGGGGAGGUGGGAGAAGGUCAUCUGGACACCGGGGACUACAAUGACAAGGACCUGGGAGGUCCCCAUGAGAGUGGUGGCCCUGGGGGGGUUGUGGUGGCCGAUUGUCCAGCCUGGAGAAGUUGGGUGGGCUGGAUGUCCCCACAUGUCACCAUGUCCAUCCUGUCCCACACACGUUGGCACCACCAGGACCUGUCCUGGAACCCCACCGGGUCUGUUGGACCUGUCCCAGGACCUCCCACCUGCUCCUGGUUCUUCUGGGCCCAUCUUGGUGUCCAUCCAACUCCUGGAGCCAUCUUGGGGUCCAUCAUCUCCUCCUGGCCCUCCUGAGCCCAUCACAGGGUCCAUCAUCUCCUACUGGUCCUACAGGAGCCAUCUUGGGGUCCAGCAUCUCCUCCUGGCCCUCCUGAGCCCAUCACGGGGUCCAUCAUCAACUCCUGGAUCUUGGAGUUCAUCAUCUCCUCCUGGUCCUCCUGGGGCCAUUUUGGGGUCCACCAUCAACUCCUGGAGCCAUCUUGGGGUCCAUCAUCUCCUCCUGGCCCUCCUGAGCCCAUCACAGGGUCCAUCAUCUCCUCCUGGUCCUCCUGGGGCCAUUUUGGGGUCCACCAUCAACUCCUGGAGCCAUCUUGGGGUUCAUCAUCUCCUCCUGGUCCUCCUGGGGCCAUUUUGGGGUCCACCAUCAACUCCUGGAGCCAUCUUGGGGUUCAUCAUCUCCUCCUGGCCCUCCUGAGCCCAUCAUGGGGUCCAUCAUCUCCUACUGGUCCUACAGGACCUAUCUUGGGGUCCAGCAUCUCCUCCUGGUCCUUCUGAACCCAUCCUGGGGUCCACCAUCAACUCCUGGAGCCAUUUUGGGGUUCAUCAUCUCCUCCCGGUCCUCCUGCGGCCAUAUUGGGGUCCUCCCUCAAGUCCUGGAGCCAUUUUGGGGUCCGUCAUCUCCUCCUGGUUCUCCUGGACCCAUCUUGGUGUUCAUCUUCUCCAGGCCCUCCAGGUCUCACCUUGGUGUCCAUCUCCUCCUGCUGGACCCAUCCUGGUGUCCCCAGUGUCCUCCAGGACCGAUCCUGGUGUCCCUGAUCUCCUCCUGAACCCACCUUGGUGGCCCCCAUCUCCUCCAGGUCCAACCCUGGUGCCCCCAGAUCUCCACCUGGUCCUGCCCAACCCACCUGGGCACCACCAUCUGCUCCAGAUCCCACCUGAGCACCCCCCAAAUCCCUCCGGGUCCUCCUGGUCCCCCCACAUCUCCAUCAGGUCCCAUCCUGGUGACCCCAACCAACCUUGGUGCCUCCACCUCUUCCAGGUUUCACCUCGGUGACCCCAAAUCUUCUCCAGGUCCCACCUUGGUGCUCCCGUCACUUCCAGGACCCAUCUUGGUGACCCCAAAUCUCCUCCAGGUCACGCUUGGGUGCACUCAAUCUCCUUCAGGACCAACCUUGGUGCCCCCAUCUUCUCCAGGACACCAUCAUCUGCUCCAGGUCCACCUGAGCACCCCCCAACUUCCACCAGGUCUUCCAGGACCCACCUUGGUGCCCCAACCUCUUCCAGGUCCUCCAGAUCCCACUUGGUGACCCCAAAUCUCCUCCAGGUCCCACCUUGGUGACCCCCAGCUUCCAGCAGGAUCUCCUUGGUGACCCCACCACUUCCAGGUCCCACCUUGGUGCUCCCGAAUCUCCUCCAGGUUCUCCACAUCCCACCCCGAUGGACGCCCCAGUCUCCACCAGGUCCCACCUUGGUGACCCCAAAUCUCCUCCAGGUCCCACUUUGGUGACCCCAAAUCUCCUCCGGGUUCCACCUUGGUGACCCCAAAUCUCCAGGUCCCACCUUGGUGCCCCCACCUCUUCCAGGUCCCACCUUGGUGACCCCAAAUCUCCUCCAGGUUUGACCUUGGUGACCCCCAACUUCCAGCAGGUUCCACCUUGGUGACCCCAAAUCUUCUCCAGGUCCCACCAUGGUGACCCCAAAUGUCCUCCAGUUUCCACCUCGGUGACCCCAAAUCUUCUCCAGGUCCCACCUUGGUGACCCCACCUCUUCCAAGUCCCACCUUAGUGACCCCAAAUCUCCAGGUCCCACUUUGGUGACCCCAAAUCUCCUCAAGGUCUCACCUUGGUGACCCCCAAUGUCCAGCAGGUCCCACCUUGGUGCUCCCGAAUCUCCUCCAGGUUCUCCACAUCCCACCCUGAUGGACUCCCCAGUCUCCUCCAGGUCCCACCUUGGCGACCCCAGAUCUCCUCCAGGUUUGACCAUGGUGACCCUAAAUCUUCUCCAGCUUCCACCUUGGUGACCCCCAACCUCCAGCAGGUUCCACCUUGGUGACCCCAGAUCUUCUCCAGGUCCCACCUUGGUGACCCAAAUGUCCAGCAGGUCCUACCCUGGUGACCCCAAAUCUCCAGGUCCCACCAUGGUGACCCCAAACCUUCUCCAGGUUUGACCUUAGCUCCUCCAGGUUUGACCUCGGUGACCCCAAAUCUUCUCCAGGUUCCACCUUGGGGUGGACCCCCAAUCUCCAGCAGGUUCCACCUUGGUGACCACAAAUCUCCUCCAGUUUCUGCCUUGAUGACCCAAAAUCUGCUCCAGGUCCCACCUUGGUGACCCCCAACUUCCAGCAGAACCUCCUUGGUGACCCCAAAUCUCCAGGUUUGACCUUGGUGACCCCAAAUCUCCUCCAGGUCCCACCUUGGUGACCCCAAAUCUCCUCCAGGUCCCACCUUGGUGACCCCCAAUGUCCACCAGGUCCCCCAAAAUGGAGAGGUCCCCACAAUGGGGGGGUCCCCAAGAUCCUGAGAUGGUCCCCAAGGCAGGGAGGGGGUCCCCAAAAUGGCGGGGGGUCCAUGGAGGGGAGGUCCUCAAAAUGGGGGGGUCACCAAGGUGGGGACAGUCCCCAAAAUGGGGGGCUUCCCAUAGGGAGGUCCCAUGGGUGAUGUCCCCAAAAUGGGGACAGUCCCCAAAAUGAGGGGUCCCAUGGAGGGGGUCCCCAAAAUGGGGGUGGUCACCAAAGCUUGAAGGGUCCCCAAAUUGGAGAAGAUCCCCAAAAUGGGGGGGGUCCCAUGGAGGGGGUGCCCAAAAUGGGGGGUCCCAUAGUGGGAGGGGUCCCAUGGGUGAUGUCCCCAAAAUGGGGACAAUCUCCAAAAUGAGGGGUCCCAUGGAGGGUGUCCCCAAAAUGGCCAAAAAUGGGGGGGUCCCAAUGUGGAGAAGGUCCCCAAAAUGGGGGGUCCCUUUGAAGGUCCCCAAAAUGGGGGGGUCACAAAGGUGGGAGGUUCCCCAAAUGAGGGGUCCCCAAAAUGGGGGUGGUCACCAAAAUGGGGGGGUCACCAAGGUGGGGAUGGUCCUCAAAGUGAAGAAGGUCCCCAAAAUGGGGGGGUCCCAUGGGUAGGAGACAAUCAAAAUGGGGUCACCAAGGUGGAGAAGGUCCCCAAAAUGAGGGGGUCCCCAAAAUGGGGGGUCCCUUGGAGGGGAUCCCCAAAAUGGGGACAGUCCCCAAAAUGGGGGGGUCCCCAAAAUGGGGACGGUCCCCAAAAUGGGGAAUCCCCAAAAUGGGGGGUCCCAAAAUGGAGGGGGUCCCCAAAAUGGGGACAGUCCCCAAAAUGGGGGGUCCCAAAAUGGCUCCCCACGGCCUGGGGGGGUCCCCAAAGUGAAGAAGGUCCCCAAAAUGGUGGGGUCCCAAAAUAAGGAGUCCCAUGGGUGGGUCCCCAAAAUGGGGACGGUCCCCAAAAUGGGGGGUCCCAAACUGGGGGGUCCCCAAAUUCGGGUGGGGGUCCCCAAAUCGGGGUGCGGGGGGGGGGUCCCCAAACUGGGGGUGUUGGGGACAACCCAGCGCUACCUCCCAGCUCUGCUCACUGCCAGGGGACCCCCCCUUUUCUUCGUUAAGUUUUAACUAAUUCAUUCUUAAUUAAUCCCUGGGGCUCAUUCAUUAAUUUUUCAAUCAUUUCCCGCCCUUUUUUUUUUCUCCGGCCGGUUUUUUUUUGGGGGGGGGAUUUAUUUUUAUUUUUUAUUUAUUAUUAUUAUUAUUAAAAAAAAUAUGGAAAAAAUAAUAAUUUUAAAAAAUUUAAAGGGGACGGACCCGGCCCUCGCUCCCUCCCCGCGGUUUUCCCGGGAUUCCCCCGGUCCCGGGAAUUCCCUCGGGAAUUCCUUCGGGAAUUUUCCUCCCCUUCCCCUCCCCCCCCCCAAAAAAAAAAGGGGAGGUUAAAUUUUGGGGUCCCUCCCAAAAAAGGGGCCCCCAAAUUCUGUAUUUAGGGGGGAGGGGGCUCCGGCUCCCCCCCCCCCGCCCCACCGCGUGUGAAUAAAGCUCCGUAUGGAAAGCGCUGCUG